Messenger RNA from Cryptomeria japonica (Japanese cedar), 1328 nucleotides. RefSeq lists its product as uncharacterized. The transcript has 9 exons. Lineage: Eukaryota; Viridiplantae; Streptophyta; Pinopsida; Cupressales; Cupressaceae. The record is from RefSeq and is a predicted model, not a curated record. The coding region runs from base 277 to 888 and encodes 203 amino acids.
UUGGAACCUACCAAAUUUAGCUUCUUGUUGGAAAAUUUAGCUUCUUGUUGAAGUAAAUCCAAAUUUGAUAAGACUAAAUUAAAUAUAAAACGGAUCGAGGCUCACUAAUGAACUAGUUGGUAAUCAUUUACAAAGAAGAAAGCUAUACGAAACAGGAAAUCACCGCCUUUUUCAUCAAACGAGAUUCAUAUUCUUCGAAACAUUUAGACCGCGAAGAGGGAUUCAUCUUUGUUUCUGCAACACUAGUAAACAACAAGCAAGAGAAUAAGAAAAAUAAUGGCGUGCUUGCACAAUCAUAGCUGCGAAGAACACGAGUGCGGUUCCCAGUGGUCUCUCUACAAUUAUAUCGAUAUUUCUCGGGUAUCUGCAUUAAAUGAAUCUGUGACAGGAAGUGUGAAGUCUCUUUUUAAAAGCUGGGAACUUCGUCUUGAUACUUCGUCGGAGCGCUUGGAGAGCAAUGAGGGUGAUCCAGAGCUAAUAGUUUUUAUACCGUUUACAUCGGAUGUGAAGAUAAAGAGUAUUUCUAUUGUCGGUGGUACAGGAGGAACAAGCCCUUCGAGAUUGCGAGCAUUCAUAAACAGGGAAGGUAUUGAUUUUUCGGAUGCUCAAGAAAUAACUCCUGUUCAGGAAUGGGAGUUAGCAGAGAAUGUGAAUGGAGAACUUGAGUAUCAGACCAAGUAUUCUCGAUUUCAGGGUGUGGCAAAUCUCACAUUGCAUUUUCCUGAAAACUUUGGAGCUGAAACAACUCAAAUAUAUUACAUUGGAUUACGUGGUGAAGCUACUCAGAUGAAGAGGGAUGUCGUUGCAACGAUUGUUUAUGAAGCAUUACCGAAUCCAUCUGAUCACAAACUUCCAUCAGAGACUGGAGGUAUUUCAAAAGUAAUUUGAUAAAUGGUGUGGCAAUGACGGGACGAUAACUAUGUUGCAUGUCUUAUAUGUUAGUAGUUCUAUCUAAAGCUAAAAUGUCAACUAUGCCCCCACAACGAGACUGAUGAUUCAGAGAGACACAUGGAACCAACAUCCACGAUGUUUAGCAGUGGUUUGGUUCAGCAAUUCCUGAUUAAAUGUAAGAUUCUUCUUUGGUGAAUGUGGAAUUUUGGAAUGAAACCUGUAAUUUGCAAAUCAUGAACAAUGUUUCUUCUUAGAAAGUAGAUCAAACGACAGAUACAAAAUCAGGGGCUUUUACAUGUGGUUCUCUUGUUUUGGUGUGACAUGCUGAUUUUAAAAACGAUGUAUAGAAGGGCGAUAAAGUCCUCAAAGAUGCUACUGGUUUGGGUUGUUGCUUUUAUUAAAUAUUAUAUAGAUUAAGAAAAUGCAUGCUUUGGAUA